UGAAAAAAUUGCACGGAAAUAUUGGGAAGUGAUCUUCCAGUUUCUUUAGAAUUUGUGUAAAAGUUUUGAGUAACAGUACAGUUAUUGAAUAAUCUAAAUCAAGAAAUAAAAUGUAUUCAAAUGAUAGGUAUCGUAUCCCUGCAACAUCCCCAGGCCGUCGAUACUCUGAUCAGAGAAUGUUGUCUGGCAGUAGACUUCCUCCAGACCCCAGAGAUAGCAUCAGACCUCAACCAAGGGAGAGGAGAAGUUUGGAGAGUGAUCGAAGAGGAAUUGAAAUAGAUAGAAGAGAUCGAAAUGAAUCAUUAGGUAGACGUAGUCAAGAGUUUGAUUAUAACCAUGGCCGUCAACCUGAGAGACGAGAUUUUGAGAGAAAUAGAAUGGAAGAUGAAGGGAAAAGGAAAAUGGCAGAAGAACUGAAAAUACGAGAACAACAACUAGCAAUAACGAGCAACCUUUUACAGAAACAAUCUGAAAUGUUGAAAAACAUAGAAGCCAAUAUGAUGGCCCGAAAUCAACCGGGUCCUUCCCCAAUGAUGGGGAGAAAUAUGGUACCUCCACGGCUACAUAUGGGUCCAAUGGACAGGAGACCGGACACCAGAUCACCGAGAAGAAAGUUUGAAUUUAACAAUGAUAUGGACAAGAGUAGAUAUGAUGGUCCUCCACCAAAAAGAUUUAAAGAAAUUGAGCAGGGAGAAAGAAGUAAUUGGAAUAAAGCAGUUCAGUCUAGAGGAGGCAGCCAUAUGAAAGGAGGUCCAUCCCAAGGCAAAGUAUGCAACAUUUGCAAGAGUCCAAAUCAUUUUGCUAGAGAUUGUUCUGAUAAUACUAUGAUUGAUAAUGGAAAAGUAUGCAACAUUUGUAAGAGCCCAAAUCAUUUUCAGAGGAGUUGUCCUCAAAAUUCACUAAAGGAUCACUUUUCUGGUCCUAAACAUGAUAUGAAAAGACCUCCUGUGGGUUUGAAUAACAAGCCAUUUGGAACAACUUCAAGAUUUGCUGGUACAAGAGGAGGCAGACGUCCUUUUCAAUCUGAUCGCUUCAGGGGAAAAUUUGCAGGAAAUAAUAACAUAAGAAGUUGUAAAAUAUGUUCUAUACAUGGUAUUCGUGAUUUUGAAACACAUAUCAAAACUCCAGAACAUGCUAGAAUGUUUGAUUUGUGUAAAGCAGGAUGUAAACUAUGUAGUAAGAAGAGAUACAACUCAAAACCUCAAUAUGAAAAACAUCAGGUGUCAACUCUUCAUAAAGCUGUAGGUAUUUCUCAAUCAUUUAUUAUCAAAAUAUUGGUUAGUAAGAAGAAACUGGUAGUAGAAUCUAAACUGAAGCCUUAUUCUGCCUCUAACACAUCAGGAGUAGAAUAUGUGGUACCAGUUGCAGGAUUUUUCUGUAAAUUAUGUAAGAAGUUUUAUAAUAAAGAAUCCUAUGCUAAAGAUGAUCAUUGUAAAACCAAAGCACAUUAUGAUAAAGUUGCUUCUAUGAUCGGAACAAAGUUUGAGACUGCUAUUGGAGCCAGAUUCCAGGGCCUUAAAGAUAAAUUGUCGUCUGGCGAAACUGACCAACAACAACUGGAGAGAAAACUGAUUGAAGCAGUAAGAAAAGCAGACUUUGUGACUGAUUUAAAACCAAUACCCGAUCCAAAGAAAACUGUAGCUCCUAAAACACCUGCUGCUACAACUGAAAAGACUACAGAGGCUGAAAAAGCUCCAGAGGACACUGAAAAGCAUGGAGAGACUUCAAAGGCUCCUGCAGAAGACACAGUUAAGACUGAAGAAGAGGAUAAGACAGAAGAGACAUCGGAAGACACAAAAGAGACUGAAGAUGAAUCUGAAGAAAAGCCAGCAGAAGAUGAUGGUGAUCAUGAACAUCCUGAUGAUCUAGAGAUGGAAGUUUUGGAUGAUGCUGGUGGAGAUGAUGCUGCUGGUCCUCACUGAUCUGUGUUUCCACUCGAUCUCCUUUUAGUAAACUAUUAUUGUCAGGGCACAACUGGUAUCAUACUUGUAUAUCCCAAAUCAGAAUUUUUAUGCUGUAAAUAUGCUGUGUAUUUAAACAAUGGGACUAAUUGUUGGUAUAUACCUCCUUGUUUGUGAUGCAGAUUGUGACUUUGAAAAUAAUCUAGUCAUUUGAACUGGAUGAAAAAAUUGAGGCCCCAAGCUUGUGCUUUAGAGAUAUGUAAACACUUAAAAAAGAUAAGGAAGAUGACAUGACUGUCUCACAUCUAAGUUCAUUGAAAUAGUAGGAUGUAAAUCUCCACUCUAUUGUUUUAUUGUACUUAUUGUGUUAUUAAAGUUAAAUAAGUAAUUGUGUAAAAUGCUUAUCUCAGAUUUUAUAUUUCUUUAAUGUUGAUACGGAAAAUUUAACAUGUUCUGUAUGGAUACAGGGAUUUUUAUUGUUAUUUCUAAGCCUUGAGUAGGUUUGGUUCCUCAUGUUUAUGAAUUUUUGAAAAUUUACAUGAAAUUUGUUAAACAUAAAUGUCCAGAUUUCUGUGAAAUUUGUAUUAAUGGAAUAUUUUCAGAAUAUUAGAUCAAUAACUUGGAUGUAAUUCUGAUGUAUUAUCAGCUAAUAUGAAAUUAAAAUGUUGAAUAUUG
Molecule: messenger RNA, 2576 nt
Organism: Lottia gigantea (owl limpet)
Lineage: Eukaryota; Metazoa; Mollusca; Gastropoda; Lottiidae
Exons: 12
Coding region: 111-1922 (603 amino acids)
Cellular component (GO): nucleus
Molecular function (GO): zinc ion binding; nucleic acid binding
Source: RefSeq, a predicted model, not a curated record